UGCUCAUGUAGUGCACUGUAUCCUACUCUAGUAAUCAACUGUGCAAUUGUGUUUAGUGUGAGCCUAAAUUUCAAUUUAAAAAUUCUUCAAGAACUUUUAUUUCUGUUCAUUAUUUUAACAAGACCACUAUCUGUGGUCUUUCUGUAUUACUUUAUCUACCCUACUGCUUCCCAUCACUUCAUUUAACCAUUGGAUUUCCCAAGUUGUUGCUCGUUUGUUUGCUCAAUAGCUGCAUUUUACAGUGCAGGCUACUGCUUUCUUGUGCCCAGGUCUGAUGAUAACAACCCUGAUAGUCCUUCUUUCCCCAUUCUCAUGAUCAUAGCACAGAUUACUCUUUCAGAGGUAAUUAAUAAAAGGAGGAAAGACGGCAGUUUGUACCAGGAAAUGGAUAUUACUGAAAUGUAGUUGUGUGAACACAAGAAGUUUUGUCUGAAAAUGAAUUUUCAUGCCUUAAAUGUUACAGAAAUAAUUGAUUAUUAGUUCAGCAUCAGCAGAGUAAAUAGUAAUCGUUAGAAACUCCACUAACCUCUCAGGACCGAGAAAAUGAAGCUCUUGACAUAUUUUUAUCACAGUAAAUAUCCAAGUUUACUGAUUGUUCCAUAGAUAAAAUAGAUAGUCUACUCUAAUCCAUAGAUUAGGAAUGAAUAUAUACACUAGAGGAAAAAAAAAAUUACUCAGAUAUAGCUUCAGUGCCUGUGUGAGCUUCCUUGAGCACAAAAAUUUUAUAUUUAUUGUGUUUCUCUUUCAACCAAAACUAAUUUGAAGUAGUAGAUAAUCAUUUAUUGAUAUAAUUGUCAAUUUCAGGCAGCAUUUAGCACAUUACUACUCUUAGAUGACAGACUAAAUUCUUCCUCUUGCUCUUUUCAACCAGUGUGUGAACAUCAAAUCCUUGGUAUCACAUGAGGUACCUGAGACUGCUUGGUUUUAAUGUUCUCUGGGAUCACACUUACUUUGUAUGCACUGCUGACAUUCAAAUAUCAGCCAGAUGUUGUUGUGAUUUUAUUUUCAACUCCACUGGCCAAAUUGUAUGAACCACUCCACGCUGAUCAGGUUCAUGCAACUUGCUGGGUGAAUCUUUCAGGCAAAAAUUAUCAUCUUAUGAUGACCUUCUUCCUAUGUCUCCCCAGUGAUUCAAUUUGAAUGUAUUCUGAUUUACAAAGGAAAUCAGGGUUUCUAAAUCUGAUUAAUUACAGUCACUAAACAUGCAAUAAAUUGCAGUAAGCUUAUAUAUACAGAAGGAUUCUCCAGUCUUAUAAAUACUAGAACUUUCAAAUGGAGCAAGCUCUUAUUCAUUUUGAAUUCUUUUUUUAAUAGCAAUCAGAAUCCCUGCUUUGAGGAUGACUUCUCAUAUUCAGCACCAUCUAUACUUGUUCUUGUACCUGUAUGUAAACCGACACAAGGUAAAUUGGUCACAAAGUAAUUGCUUAAAUUAUGCUACGGGAGUUUCAUGCCUCAUACUGGGAAAAAUUUCUCCUCAGAAAGAUGAUGAGGAAUCGGAACAGGCAGCCCGUUGAGGUGGUGGAUUCCCUGAGGGUGCGCAGGCCUUGCAGAGAGAUCUGGACAAACUGAGGGGGUGCUUUUAUAAUUUCUUUGGGGAGCCCAGGUGUCUGAUCAUGCAUCUUUGAAUCAUGGCUGGCGAUCAGUUUCCUUUUAUAGAUUCCUUCCAAUUGUUUUUUUAGCCCUAACCUGCAUUGUUUCUGCUGGAGCCCUCGGGUACACAUAAGAUGUUCAGGUAGCACAUGCUGCCAGCGCGGAUCCGGGUCUCGUUACUCAGCCAAGCCAAUUGAAUGCUGUGAAGCACACCUUCCAAAAUACGGAUUAAAGGAACCUCGGCUCUGACAACACCACACAAGCACAAGAUUUUGUUUGCUUUUGAUUUAAUAGCAUAUCUUUCUCUUUUAGUAACACUUCCGGUGAUGCAUGAAUAAACAGAAGCAAUCUAUUAAAAAAUGUCCGAUGCAAACAAAAUUCUCCCCGGGAGGAUACUGUGGAAGACCGUGCUGAAGUCUAGGUAGACUACCUCAGCAGCCUUUCCCUCAUCUACCCAUCCGGUCACACGGUCAUAGAAGGAGAUGAUGUUGGGCAAGCACAACCUGCCUUUCAUGAGCCCGUGCUGGCCGGGCCCGAUCCCCUGGAUGUCAUGCACGUGCCGUGUGAUGUGUACGGAGAUGAUUUGCUCCGUAACUUUCCCUGGUACCGAGGUCAGGGAAGAGACAGGAGAGAGGAGAGUGGAGGAGUGCAGUGAUGCGGCUGUGCUUGUGACAGCAGCAGACGCGUCACAGCGGGGGGGCGGGGCGUUGUCAGGAGGCUGUCAGAGUAGAGGCAGCGCUGCGGCACUUUGGCCUAGGCCUUCGAUAGCGCAACGUACGCUGGCCGCUGGCGACAGCGACCAGCAAAGUUCCAGCAGCGAGGAGGAGGAGGAGGAGGAGGAGGACGAGGAAGAGGAAGAGGAAGAGGACAGUGACUUGGACGAGACACGCGACGUAGGCAGAGUUUGGGCCGACAGCACCCAGUGGCCAGCGCCACACGCGGCCGGCAAGUGCCAGCUGGUGGAGGAGCUGGUGGACGACCUUCUUCGUGCCUGCCGAGGAAAAACGUGCCACAGCUUCGUGCCCCGGCUGCAGCCGGCCAUCGGGGUGGCCUGCGUCUGUGAAGGAUGGAGUGCCCAGGAAGACAACGUCAUCUACCGCCUGCUCGUGCCCAUGAGAGCUCCCCCUGGGCACGCCUUCCGUGUGGAGCUGGGCAACCCAAAGGGGGCAUCAAAAAGGAAGUCCUGUCUGCGUGUGGAGCUGGAGUGCAUGUGUGCGAGGGAGCGGCUGCUGGGGGACAUGCUCUGCUUUCUCCACCACACUCGGAGGGAGCUGAGAGAAAACCAGGAAGCCAGCCUCCUCAACACCUUGUGCAGGGCCUCCUACCUGGACGUGCAGAAAACCACGCGCUGGUUCCAGCAGCGGGUGAAAGCAGCCUGGAAAUGUCUGCCUCAGUCGCGUGACUGGGGCCUGGAGCUGGUGCCCUCCGACCACUCCUGCAAGAUCAAGCUGACCCCCCCCUCCAAGAGCACCUUCACCAUCGAGAUGACUCUUGGGGUGCAGCUUGAUGAAUCGGGCACGUUCCUGAGCUUUGACUAGGCUCAGAC
Molecule: messenger RNA, 3136 nt
Organism: Gallus gallus (chicken)
Lineage: Eukaryota; Metazoa; Chordata; Aves; Galliformes; Phasianidae
Gene: ITPRIP3C
Product: inositol 1,4,5-trisphosphate receptor-interacting protein-like 1
Exons: 2
Coding region: 2073-3128 (351 amino acids)
Cellular component (GO): membrane
Source: RefSeq, a predicted model, not a curated record